Molecule: messenger RNA, 1908 nt
Organism: Protopolystoma xenopodis
Lineage: Eukaryota; Metazoa; Platyhelminthes; Monogenea; Polystomatidea; Polystomatidae
Source: the annotation of a GenBank genome assembly
AUGUCCAGAUAUCCUCAGGGGCAUCAAAAGGCUCAGGCGCUGCACGACGCGAUCGGCAAGCUUAUCCGUUCAGAGGUCAUCAUCCCUUUUCCAACUGAGGAGAGAUUCCGAGGCUAUUACUCAAACUUGUUUGUAGUUCCCAAGAAGGAUGGAUCUGUUCGGCCAAUCCUGGACCUCAAGGAACUCCAUACUUUCAUUCGACCGCGAAGGUUCAAGUUGGAAUCCCUCAGACCUUCCCCUUGGCCUGAACUCGGCCCCUCGUGUCUUUACCAAGAUCAUGUCGGUGGCCACUGCUCUAAUCCGCACCAGGGGGAUCUCCAUAACUCCUUAUCUGGACGAUCUCCUGAUCAAGGCACCUUAAUUUGCAGUGGCCCAGCAGGCGUUGCACUUCACCAUGGUUCGAUUACAGGAGUUUGGUUGGUUCAUCAACCUGGACAAGUCCUCGUUAACCCCAAGCCAAUCCAUGGUCUUCCUCUGGAUGCAGUUCAACACCCAGACACAAACUCUCCCAGUGACAAGGUCCAGCAUUUGCGGACCCUCGUGCGGUCUCUCCUCUCGAAGUCCCACACCGCGAGAUUCUACAUGAAGGGAGCUUCAGUGGAAUAUUCUUGCGGCCUGGAGGCACAAAUCCCUUCUCCUGGAAUUUCGUUUAUCCCGCAGGACUCGAGUCUCUCUUCUCUGGUUGAUGCAAACCAGUCACCUGACCAGGGGCAGACCCCUAGGGGAUCCACAAUGGUGACUGCUCACCACAGAUGCAAGCCUCUCCGGUUGGGGAGCAGUGCAGAGGGUCGGUCAGCGCAGGGUCGCUGGUCUCUAUCGGAACAAUGUCUUCACAUCAACCUUCUUGAGAUACAGGCAAUCCGACUCGCCUGUCAGCCAUCUUCAUUCCAGAUCCUGGGUCUAGGAUCUAGUACAUCUCUCAGUAGAGGAACCUUGGCCUCUCAUCCUGGACCUUCUCUCUCAGGGUCCAAUCCUUCACCACUGUCCUGCCACCCUCAAUUUGAUGGCGUGGCUACUGAAACUGCGAUCCUAAGACGGAAGGGGUUCUCUGACACUGUCAUUCUACCAUGCGUGCAGCCCGCAAACCGGUCUCCGCCAAGACGUACCAUUGGGUCUGGUUCACUUUCCAUUGGUGGUGCCAAUGAGGGACUGUCCCUGCACAUGUCCCUCGGAUCACUGAAAUCUCAGUUUUCGGCACUUCCAUCCUGUUCCAAAGACCUCUCGCCUUGUUCCCAGAUUGGCUCACAUGGAAAACAGUUUUUUCUGCUGGCUAUUGCCUCAGCACGGAGAGUAUCUGAGAUCUCUGCCCUCUCCUGUAGGUCUCCUCUGUUGACCUUCCACAACGACAGGGCAGUACUUCAUACUUCUCCCUCUUUUCUUCCCAAGGUGGUUUCCACUUUCCACCUCAACCAGGAAAUUACGAUUCCUACCUUCUGCCCAUCCCUUUCCAAUGCGAAGGAAGCAGCACUGCACACCCUCGACCCCGUUAGGGCCCUCAAGUUUUACCUGCACCGGGUCGAGGACAUCCGUCUAUCGGACUCCUUGUCCUUAGACCACCAUAUCCUGAUGGAUAAAGCAGGCCAUCCAGAGAUCCUAUUCAUCACAGGGUCAGGUUCCCCCAGAUCAAUCGGGGCACAUUCCGCCAGAGGGCUUUUCGAAAAUAAGCCUCAGCGGAACAAGGCUGCAACGUGGACUUCAAUCCAUACUUUUGCCAAAUUUUACCAGUUUGACACCUUGUGGCAUCUGACACCCACUAUGGCAGGAAGGUACUUCAGGCUGCAGUGGCUGGUUCCACGUAGGCCUCUACUUCCCGCCCUAGAUUCAGGGGACAGCUUUGGUACGUCCCCACUGUCCCUGUGUCCCCCAAGCAGACCUAGAGAAAAGGAGAUUUUGUGUACUCACCGUUAA